UUUAAAAAAAGAAAGAAUUGUAUUAGAAAUUUAACUAAAAUGCAUGAAAACUUUAUUUUGGCUUCAAAUAGGCUAGCUAAAAAGAACAAAAAUCAAAUUCCAAUAAAAUGCUUUGAUUGCAAUAUGCAUGCUACGCGUUUACAUAUUUGUUUAUCAUGCGUUUAUAUAGGAUGCUACAAUAAAAAUCAUCACAUACAUAAACACAUCCAAAACACAGCUCACAUACUUGCUAUGGAUGCUGAAUAUGGAAUUAUUUAUUGUUCAAAAUGUAACGAUUAUAUUUAUGACCCCUUGAAUGAACAAAUACUUUUAAAGGCUUAUAUCAAUCUUGGGAACUCUAUAGAUUCUCUAUCAUUGUUUUUUCCAUGGAUUCCUAAUCAAAAAGAAUUGAACUUACUGAACAAUUUUUGUUGUAACAACGAUCCUAAUGAAUCGAUAAUCAAUACCAAUACUAGCCAAACAACCUAUAAUAAUAUCAAGAAACGUAAAUACACAUCCGAAUAUAAAAUGAAUUUGCCUUUAGUUAAUUUCGAUCAUUCCACCUUCAACAGUUCUAGUUUGGGUCUUAGAGGUCUUAUUAAUUUAGGAAACACUUGUUUUAUGAACUGUAUUCUGCAAGCAUUUAUUCAUGUCCCGGUUUUCAAAUGCUAUUUUCUCAACGAUUUGCACUCAUGUAAAAUGCCAGAUGCAAAAGAAUGCUUGCUUUGUGAAUUGGCUUCACUUUUCCAAGAAUUCUACUCUCUCCAUCCUUCUUCAACUUUUGUGGAUUCCUUGUCCUCUCCUAUUGGUCAACCAUGCUACGCGCCCUCCGAGAAAUUAGCCAAUCAUAGCAAUAUACAAAAUCCAACAAUUAAUCAAAGUGCUUCUGCUUAUUACUGCAGUGAUCCUGGUCGACGUGUGGCACAUGCACCAAACAGAUUUUUGCACCUGGUUUGGAGCAAUGCGCGCCAUCUGUCAGGAUACGAACAGCAAGACGCCCAUGAGUUCUUUAUUGCCGCUCUCGAUGUGCUUCAUAGACAUGCUCGAGGUAUUCAAGAAGAUUCUUUGCAAAUUUCCCCUUUGAGUAAUCCCCGCAUACCUUCCAUGUCACAUGUAACUGGCUUGACCAAUCACAUUACUCCAUUCUUAACUAAGGAAAAUUCAAAUGGUUUGACUAAUGAAAAUUGCAAUUGCAUAAUAGACCAGAUAUUUACUGGAAGUCUCCAAUCGGAUGUCACAUGUCAAAAUUGCAAAAGCAUUUCAACUACCAUAGACCCAUUUUGGGACAUUUCUCUAGACCUAGGCGAGAUCAAUUCAACUUAUCAAGAAUACAAAGCGAAUAAUCUUUUGAAAGAUGGGAAACCAAACAGUUCCUCAAAUGCUGGUUACGGUCCAUAUUCACAAGAUACCAAUAUUAAAUUCAAUCAGUUCGAUACAUCUUCACUUGAAAAAUGCUUAUUGAGGUUCACUUGCAGAGAAAAUCUGGGUAGUCAAUCUAAAAUCAAAUGUUCCAACUGCAAAACUUAUCAAGAGUCCACCAAGCAACUCACCAUGAGAAAAUUGCCCAUUGUAGCUUGCUUCCAUUUAAAAAGGUUCGAGCACAGCAUUCAAAAUCACAAGAAAAUCUCUAAAUUUGUAUCUUUUCCAGAGGAACUUGAUAUGACUCCAUUUUUAGCGUCCUGUAAAGAUGGCGUUAUUGAUUCCAGGAUCGAUAUAGCUUCUAACAAAUACCUCUUAUUCGCUGUUGUAAACCAUAUAGGGAAUCUCGACUCUGGCCAUUACGCUUGCUACGUUAAAAAUAAUCAUUCCACUCCUUCCUUCAAUCAUUCCACGUCGCAAAAUGACAAUAGCCACAAAGCAAAUGACGAUGAUAAAUGGUUUAAAUGCAAUGAUCAUUGUAUUACACCGGCUAGUCUUAAGGAGGUGCUAGGGAGUGAAGGAUACCUACUCUUUUACCAAAAAAUAUAUUUGCAUUACAAAGAAGAGGAAGAAACGAUUGAAUAGAAAUUAUUUUAUUACUUAAGGAACAUAUAAUUUAAUAUCAUUAUCGUCACAUAUGGUUUUUUUCCCCCAUUUUUGGUAGAAAAAUUUAAAUAUUUCUGCCAUAAUGUUAAUUAUUUAUGGGCCAAAGUUUACAUUAAAAUUAGGAAAAUUAUAAUUUCA
Molecule: messenger RNA, 2142 nt
Organism: Gordionus sp. m RMFG-2023
Lineage: Eukaryota; Metazoa; Nematomorpha; Gordioida; Chordodea; Parachordodidae
Product: ubiquitin carboxyl-terminal hydrolase 22-like
Exons: 13
Coding region: 40-1983 (647 amino acids)
Biological process (GO): protein deubiquitination
Molecular function (GO): cysteine-type deubiquitinase activity; zinc ion binding
Source: RefSeq, a predicted model, not a curated record